AUGUUAUUUCCAGCUUCACUUCAGUUUUUGAUUUCAAGUGUGCCCGAUGUAAAGAGAAAGCACCAGCACUCUGCUACUGCUGCAGAACUUCCCCGGAAGAGGAAGCGGACCUCUGUGGCUCGUCCUUCCAAACCUUCUGCUGUGAAUCCAGCUGCUGAAGAGCCAGAGGUGUUGGACUGGGAUGCCAGUCCUCAGGCUUCCACCUCAGCUGCUGACAUUCCAGAGUUACUGAAUUUGGUCGCAAAGCCUCGGACCCCCCCUGCUGACCUUCCAGUUCCUUCCACUGCUCCGCUGCCCCACGACAGCCCUCUGAAAAUACACAACCGCUCAGUAGAAGAGUACCAGCAGAUCUACCAUGAAGUUGUAGAUAAUAUGCUGAAGUACAAGAGUGGCAGGAUGCGUCCGUACAGUUUAGCGCUGGGACGUCGCAUCAAGCAGAAGCUAUGGGAAAGGCUGGAUCGUCCCACAUUCACAGAAUCAGUGGCUGGAGACAGCCUGGUGCAUGUGGGCGUCUCAUACGGGGUCGGGGUCCAUCCUCCACUUUAUGAUGUGGAUAUCACGGGAGAACCUAGUCCCCAACCGCUCCCAAAGAUCAGAGCCUAGAACUAAAAUGAAAUAUUAUCAUUUUAGUUCAAUGAGAUUACAUCUGCAAAUAAUAUUGUAGAUGAACUUUAAGUCUUGUAGUUUUAAAGUUUAAGUGUUGAAGGUUUAAGUUUGUGUUGUGGUUGUAAGUUGGUGUUGUAGUUUUAAGUUUAAGUGUUAUAGAUUUAAGUUUAAGUGUUGUAGUUUUAUGUUUAAGUGUUGUAGUUUUAAGUUUGUGUUGUAGUUUUAAGUUUAAGUGUUAUCGAU
Etheostoma spectabile (orangethroat darter) is the source of this 849-nucleotide messenger RNA. RefSeq lists its product as uncharacterized. The transcript is spliced from 3 exons. The record is from RefSeq and is a predicted model, not a curated record. The coding region runs from base 1 to 603 and encodes 200 amino acids. NCBI's taxonomy places the organism in Eukaryota, Metazoa, Chordata, Actinopteri, Perciformes, Percidae.